GAACAGAAUAAUAACAAAACAUUAUCGCAGAACUGUCAGAAAGCACGUGGUUCUUUUUGCCAAAUAGGUAACCUAAGCCGACAAUGAGACAAUUUCCCUAUUAUCCUCCAAAAAUUAAAUAGGCAUCGAUGAGAGGUAAGAUGGCGUUUUGUGGAGGCGCCGCGACGACAGCGCCGAUAUUUGCGACGUUGUCCGCGCCACGACGCGUCCUACCCACCUGUUUGAUGGUCCAGAGUUGAAGCAACAGAUAGUUGGAUUUGUUUUUGAAGUUGUUUUGAGUUUUGUUUUGCAAUUUGGGUUUUGUUUAGUUGAGUUUUAGUGUGUUGUUCAUUUGAAUUUAGUUUUUUUUAUUCAGGUUAUUCUGUUUAUAUCGUUUAAUCACGAUAUCUGGAAUCUGUUAAAGAUAAAGGAAUAAUUUUAAAAUGGUGUCCCCAACAACUUGCUGUUUUUAGACAUUGGAGGUGCGAACAAGACAAGGGACAACAAGAUGCAGCACACGGCGGGAUCGCCUCAGCAGUUCUGUCUGCGAUGGAACAAUUACCAGUCGAAUCUGACGAACGUUUUCGAUCAGCUGCUACAGAGUGAGUCGUUUGUCGAUGUGACGCUGGCUUGCGAUGGGCACUCGAUGAAGUGUCACAAGAUGGUCCUGUCUGCGUGCAGCCCGUACUUUCAAUCGUUGUUCUUCGAGAAUCCGUGUCAGCACCCCAUCGUGAUCAUGAGGGACAUCAAGUGGCCGGAGCUCAAGGCGGCCGUGGAGUUUAUGUACAAGGGCGAGAUAAACGUGUCGCAGGAACAGAUAGGUCCUCUGCUCCGCGUGGCCGAGUCCCUGAAGAUCAGGGGUCUGGCCGAUGUGAACGGCGAGCAAGACACCGUGACAACGGCCGCCGGCGAGAUAACCACCAAGCCGUCCCCGAUCAAACAGCUGUCUACCACGACUCCCGUGCCGAUGACCCCGAAUUCCAACAGCGCGAUGGAAUGGGAGUCCGGGAACGGUCAUCCCGCCAAGAAGAGACGCCGUUCCGGGGAGAGGAGCAGCAUCAGCAGUCCUGGCGAGAGCGCGGCCAGCACGACCGCGGACGUCCCCGAGCCCCCGCUGUCGGUGGAGAUGUCCCCGGCGCCUUCAUCGACCCCCUUGCCCCCUUCUAGCUCGGCCGAACCGAUGCCGCUGAAUUUGCCCUUGCCGUCGCACGUGGCGCACAUGCCUCCCUCUGACGAUAUGGAGAUCAAACCUGGUAUUGCUGAGAUGAUACGCGAGGAAGAACGGGCUAAGCUUUUGGAAUCUUCCCAUGCUUGGCUCGGCGCUUCCACAUCAUCAAUAGCCGCAGAUAGCUACCAGUACCAAUUGCAAUCCAUGUGGCAAAAGUGCUGGAACACAAAUCAGAGUCUUGUUCAUCACUUACGCUUCAGGGAAAGGGGACCUUUGAAAUCCUGGAGACCAGAAACGAUGGCCGAGGCAAUUUUCUCCGUGUUGAAGGAAGGUUUAUCGCUCUCGCAGGCCGCUAGAAAAUACGACAUUCCCUAUCCUACUUUUGUGCUUUACGCUAAUCGAGUUCACAACAUGUUGGGACCCUCUGCAGAUGGUGGAUCAGGUAAUCUCAGGCCCAAGGGUCGUGGCCGACCUCAGCGCAUCCUCCUCGGGAUCUGGCCGGAUGAGCACAUAAGAGGUGUUAUAAGAGCAGUUGUUUUCAGAGACUCCCACCAUAUCAAAGAAGAACAACAAAUUCAUUAUCCCAGAAUUCAUGAUUCGGUAAGCAGUGUCAACACAUCCGGAGUGAACACUGGUACCACAGCUAAUAUCCAAAACUUCCCAAACACAACCUGCAACGAUGCUUCGGAUCCGAACGUAUCCCCAGCUGCGGCCGCAGCAGCCGUUGCCGCAGUAGCGCAAGGUUUACGACAGCAGAUGUGCAGCAUGGUAGCGGCGGCUAAUCAAAGUUCUGCCCACGAAACAAACCCCGUAGCGAGUCUGGUGAACUCUCUCGCAUUCGGCAACGCUUGCGGCAACAUGCAAAAUAACGGUUCGCUUCCAAUGGGUAUGAUGCCCAAUAUGAGCCACAUAACCUCUCUGCGUAGUAUAAGCAGCCCCGCCGGUUGCAUACAAGACCUUAGGAUAAGCCCGUCGGAAUCGGCACUAGAAAGUCCCAUCUCUUCCCCGCUCGGCCUAACAGUUCCCAGUUCCAUGGAGCAGACCAUGAACUUAUCUCUGUCCCACAAUAUGAACACUACCAGUGCGACGGGUAUGACGUACAAAUCCUCGCGGCCGUACUCGUCUCCGAGACCUGAAAAUCUCUUCCAAGAAGAUAUUAACGAUCUGGUGAAACCGAUCAAUUCUUCCACCCCCAACACGAGAGAGUCCAUGCCUAUCAAACUGGAACCGAUGACGGACUGUCGAGGCGAAUGAGAGAGUACCAUGAUCGAGUACAAUGUGAUAAAUUCUCAUUAGUUAAAACAGUUGAUUGUAAAAUAAGGCGCAUCUAAUUCUCCCCCAGGACAAUGACUGCAAAACAAAGACAGAUUUCUGGGACGAUGAAAAUUGAUCCCCUUUAUCUUUAAUGGAAACAAUCUUGGAUUUAGUGUUAUGAUAAAUUAAAUUCCAUUUAGGUAUCGCAAACUGCAAGAAGACAAUUUAAAAACUUGCCAGGCCAAUUAUGUCUCGACAAGGAUGUUUUCAGAGAAAAUGCCGGAACAGGUCAAUUUUUAAAGGGAGGGGGGCAUAUUUUGAGCAGA
Molecule: messenger RNA, 2727 nt
Organism: Coccinella septempunctata (seven-spotted ladybird)
Lineage: Eukaryota; Metazoa; Arthropoda; Insecta; Coleoptera; Coccinellidae
Product: protein bric-a-brac 1-like
Exons: 8
Coding region: 488-2401 (637 amino acids)
Biological process (GO): regulation of transcription by RNA polymerase II
Cellular component (GO): nucleus
Molecular function (GO): DNA binding; protein binding
Source: RefSeq, a predicted model, not a curated record